This is a messenger RNA of Batrachochytrium dendrobatidis JAM81, 459 nucleotides long. RefSeq lists its product as uncharacterized. The coding region runs from base 1 to 459 and encodes 152 amino acids. The record is from RefSeq and is a predicted model, not a curated record. NCBI's taxonomy places the organism in Eukaryota, Fungi, Chytridiomycota, Chytridiomycetes, Rhizophydiales. The transcript is spliced from 2 exons.
AUGUUUUCUUCUGCUACCAAGAUUUUUCCUACAAUGAUGCUAUUAUGGGCACUCGUUUCUCCCGCUCUUGCUCAAGCUGAUCCCGUAGCAUGCACAAAUUGUCUUGCACUUUGCCAAGCCAAUUGGAUUCAAACUGAAGUGAACUGCCAGGCCAAUGACACUCCACAAUGCCGUGCUUUCCAAUGCUCAUACGAUAUGAUUUGUCGGACCCAAUGCAACUCUCAUUUCCAAUGUAAUGCAGAAAUGAGACCUCAGUGUCUUGAACCUUCUCCCACAGCUUCUACCCCAGCAUCUUCUUCAACCACGUCGUGUUCAGCACCCGUCAUGACAGUCACUACUACUCAAACAAGUACUCUUUGGUCGUGUGCCAUGACCACUACAAUCGGAACAAUGCCAUUUGCUAUGGAUUUUGAAGCUAUCCCUACUGAAGGACUCGCUGGUUAUCCUCAAGGACUCUAA